This is a messenger RNA of Dictyostelium purpureum, 1119 nucleotides long. Its product is annotated as phosphoserine transaminase. Gene Ontology annotation, molecular function: pyridoxal phosphate binding; O-phospho-L-serine:2-oxoglutarate transaminase activity. Gene Ontology annotation, biological process: L-serine biosynthetic process. The record is from RefSeq and is a predicted model, not a curated record. The transcript is spliced from 3 exons. Gene Ontology annotation, cellular component: cytoplasm. The coding region runs from base 1 to 1119 and encodes 372 amino acids. Lineage: Eukaryota; Evosea; Eumycetozoa; Dictyosteliales; Dictyosteliaceae.
AUGUCACAUCAAGAAUUUAGAGCAAUUAAUUUUGGAGCAGGACCAGGAUGUAUACCAGAUUCAGUAUUAUUAGAAGCACAAAAAGAGUUGUUGAAUUUUCAAGGAUGUGGUAAAAGUAUAAUGGAGGUUUCUCAUCGUGGUAAAGAAUUUGAAAAAGUUAUCCAAGAAACUAAAUCAAAUUUAAUAAAAGUAUUAUCAAUUCCAGAUGAUUACGAUAUUUUAUUCCUUCAGGGUGGUGCAUCAUCAUUAUUUUCAGGUAUUCCAAUGAAUUUAUGUGAAUCACCAAAUGAUGUUGUCGAUUUCAUUGUUACUGGUGCUUGGUCUAAAGGUGCAUCUACAGAUGGUAAAUAUUUUUGUAAAGUUAACAAGGUUGCAGAUAUGGAACCAGAGAAAUUCCUCACUGUAACCGACCCAUCACAAUGGAAGUUUUCACCUGACUCUACCUAUAUUCAUUAUUGUGACAACGAGACUGUUCAUGGUGUCGAAAUGCCACCAUCAACUCCAGAUCAUUUCCCAGAAGGCAGAAUUGUAGUAUGUGAUAUGUCUUCCAAUUUCCUUUCAAAACCAGUCAAUGUAUCAAAGUAUGAUUUAAUCUUUGCUGGUGCUCAAAAGAAUGCUGGUAUUUCUGGUAUCACUAUUGUUAUCAUUAAGAAAUCUUUAUUAACAAAAACUAAACCAAGUGUUCCAUCUGUUUUUAAUUUCUUAAAAAAAAGUCAAAAUAAUUCACUUGAUAAUACUCCACCAACUUUCAACAUUUAUAUUACAGGUUUAGUAUUAAAAUGGAUCAUUAAAGAAGGUGGUUUAGAGGAAAUGGAAAGACGUAGUAUCGAGAAAUCAUCCAAUUUAUAUAAAUUUAUCGAUGGUUCAAAUGGAUUUUAUAGAUGUGGUAUUGAUGCAAAAUACAGAUCUAGAAUGAAUGUAGUUUUUAGAAUUCAAGAUGGUAAUGAACAAUUAGAAGAAAAGUUUGUUAAAGAAGCAUCAAAACACAAUAUAACCGAUAUUAAAGGUCAUAGAUCUGUUGGUGGUUUAAGAGUUUCUUUAUACAAUGCCAUAACUGUCGAUCAAACUAAAAAAUUAAUUGAAUUUAUGACAAGUUUUAUGAAUGAAAAUAAACAAUAG